AUGCCGAAACUAUCCAUUUGCAUUUGCUUUACCUUUCUGUUAUUAUUGACGGAUGCUGCAAUACAACCAAUGCUUGUCUUGCAGCACAUUCGUCAACAGGUCCAAAUUCGACAAGAUCCGAUAAUAAACGGAGUGGUGGGAGGUGUCCUCUUUUGCGCUUCCGAUGUUCUAGCACAGAGACUGGAGCAUUGUGAGAAAAAGUCGAUCGCGAAACAUUUGCUUGCAACAGACAGGGCUUUUUAUCGGACUGUGGAUUGGAAACGCUCUUCAUCGGCAGGAAUGCUGGGUGCCUGUUUGAGUUGUGGACUCUAUCCAGCCGGCUAUGGUGUAAUCGACAAAAUGUGGAAGGGCAAGGAUUUGAUUUCAUCGGCUCAGAAAAGUGUGGUGGAAAUAUUUACCGUUGGGCUCGUUGCCAAUUCGCUCAGCAUGCUGGUUCGCGGACUUGCUCCUACUAGCCGUCCUGGGAGCAAUAAUUACUCUCCAGCUCAAGUCAUGAUGCACAUCAUUGAGGAACUUCCAAAAGUCACGAAAGAUGACUUCAAGUUUUGGUUUCCUUACAACAUGGCUGCAUUUACCUUUAUCCCGACUCCUGUACGACCGCUAACAACAAUGUUGAUGGAUAGCAUCUGGCAGACAUACAUGAGUUUGCGUUCAAAUAACUUCGAAAAUCAGACCCAAGGUGGUAUCAAAUUGGUUUAG
Cylindrotheca closterium is the source of this 699-nucleotide messenger RNA. The record is from the annotation of a GenBank genome assembly. Lineage: Eukaryota; Bacillariophyta; Bacillariophyceae; Bacillariales; Bacillariaceae.